This is a messenger RNA of Penicillium canariense, 2835 nucleotides long. RefSeq lists its product as uncharacterized. The transcript is spliced from 2 exons. The record is from RefSeq and is a predicted model, not a curated record. Gene Ontology annotation, molecular function: protein binding. The coding region runs from base 1 to 2835 and encodes 944 amino acids. NCBI's taxonomy places the organism in Eukaryota, Fungi, Ascomycota, Eurotiomycetes, Eurotiales, Aspergillaceae.
AUGGAGCCCCGUCGCCGCUCCAAGCGCAGCCCACUCCUCCACGCUGCGCUGCUGCUCGCGCUCCUCGAUUCCACCGCGGCCAUUCCGUACACCCCGUCCUCCCUCUUCCUCUCAUCGCUGCACAAUGAUUCUCUCGCCUACCUCCUACAGCCCAGCAGCUCCACCGAGGGCAAGACCGAGUUUCUGUCGCUGAACAUAUCCACCGACAUCGACACCACAAACCCAACCUACCACACCUUGCUCACGGAGACUCCGUUCCAGAGUACCGAGCAGCACUCUGCCUUCAUCCCCGUCAUCGAUGACCGCGGCAUCAUCUCCGUCUACACCGGAAAUUGUCAUAAUGUAUCGGGGGCCGACUCACUCUGGCGAUUCCAGCCCGACCGCACCAGCGCGAUCGGCAAUGGAUCCUGGACACAAUUCUCGGUGAACUCUGAGGCAGGAGAGACAAGACCACAGUAUCUGGCGGCGGGUUUCUCGUUCAUCCCCAACAACACGACUGGGACCUCGUUCUACGCUUUUGGAGGAAUGUGCCCGUUCGCCAAUAGCACAGAUGACACCUGGGUCUCCGCAGCGACCUACUCUCAAUCCAUGGUUGUCAUGGGUGCCGAUUCUCUCCAUGGCACUGAAUACGACGCGACCAUGACAGGAGACCGCGCACCGCCUGUCCCUGAGGCAGGAAUGGUUGCUGUUCCCUUACCAGCUACAUCCUCCUUGACACAAAGCCAGCAAGAUUUCUUGUUCAUCGGAGGACAUACACGAGAAGCCUUCCUUAACAUGUCUCAGCUCGCGAUAUUCUCGGUCCCACAGGAAAGCUGGACCUUUGUGACGGUCAACUCGGACGCGAAGCCCCGAACAGAGCUCGCUGUGCGAGACGCGGCGACUGUGGAGCCUCGAUCUGGCCACGCUGCUGUUCUUUCUGACGAUGGAACGAAGGUAUUUGUGGUCGGAGGCUGGGUAGGAGAUACCACUACCCCCGCUGAUCCUCAGUUUGCGGUUCUCCAUGUUGGGGAGGAAUACGGUGGCGCUGGUGAAUGGGCCUGGACUGUUCCAUCCUCUGAAGGAGUGGGGAUUGCUGAAGGAACGGGACUCUUCGGGUACAGCAUUCCCAAGAUAUCCUCUUCGAAGCGGUCUACAUCUCUCAGCGGCCGUAAUUCCCAGGUCUAUCUCUACAACACCACCUCGCGCAGCUGGAUUACGUCCUACAGUAACCCGUCGGUUAGUCCUGCGCCUGCAUCGGCAUUCCAUGAUCAUUCCCUCUCAUCAGGCCAGAAGGCUGGACUUGGAGUUGGACUGGGUCUCGGGAUUCCACUCGUCAUUGCCAUUGCCAUCUGUGUAUGGAAAUAUCAUCGAAAACGAAUUGUACGAAGCAAGCGAGAUUCACAGCUCCGCGAGUUGGCUCUCAGUGCGGAACGAGCUCACUUCUGGGGUCCAGGUGGUCCCCACCAGGCAAGCAGUAUCCGCAGCUCGCAAAUGAGCGAAAAAGAUCCUGUCCCCGCGUACCGUUGGUCUGCAAAACGGAGUGCCACCUCCCGGCCUGCCUCCUGGAAAGAGCCCGGCGAUGGAGCUGCAGAGAGGACCGGUUUGCUGGCGGAGGUUCCCAGCCCUACCAAAGGUACGCGUUCCAUGAGCCAGCAAAGGUCGUAUCGUCCAUCAAGUUACGCCGACUACAGGCGCAGCGAUACCACGUGUGAUAUACAUCCGAUCGACGAGCGUGAGGAGGAUGAGGCGAUGUUCCGGGAACGCCUCAUGGCAACCAUACCCACCGAGGCAAAGCUCACCGGCCAUGAGACGGAGGACCCAUUCGCAGAUACCCCGUUCGCUACUCCCCGGAGCACCAUCUUCGGCGUGGGCCUGGGUCCCUUCUACAGUCGACGGAUGGACAAUGACGGACGUGUCUCCCCAGCAAAGAGUGACCGGACAUCCACCAACUUAUCAGACUCUUCCGCAUUCUCAUUCUCCUCAGCCACCACCAGACCAACCGGCCAAGUUUCUCAAGCACGAGCUGUGCUCGUGGAGCGGCCCUUAAGCUGGGGCAGCAAUGGUAGCCACUCGUUCGAGCAGCUCGCAGCCGGAUCGACGCACAGUCGAGAGUCAACACACAGUGACGUAGACGGCACGACCGCGCCAUCUGUGAAAUCCUUCUCAACUGACUCCUACUCAACCGCCCAAACCACCUUUUCCCACCGCCAGGCCGAAAACGAGUCCCUUCUCUACGACGUAAACGAAACCAUCACCCCCAUCACCCCCGUCAGCCCCUUCGACUCCUCCCCUUCAAAACUCCCGCCUGCAUCAAAGCCCAAAGCAUCCGACUGGAUGCUCAACACCGUCCGCCGCGCCUUGACCCUCACCCGCCGCGGAACAACCAGUCAGCGCGACUCUGAUGAAACAGCUCACCUAGCCUCGGGCAUCGACCGCCACAGCACAGUCAUGGGCUCCGGGCCCAUGCCCACGGGCAGCGGCGCCAACACGCCCCGCCGUACAGUCAGCGCUUCCGCGGAGCUGUUCCGCCGCAAGCAAGGCGCGAAGGACUGGAACGCGACGAAGCGUCUGUCCGAGGGGGCCGUCGGCCAGCCCCGCGGUACACGCAAUGACCUCUUCCUUGGCGCACCGGGCUACCUCGGCGACGACGAGACCUGCGACGAGUAUGAGGAUGACUGGGACGUCGAGGGCGCGGCGGAGGGCCGCAAUGUGCAGAUGACGUACACAGUGCCGCGCGAGAAGCUGCGGGUCGUCAAUGCUUCGGCGCGCGAUAUGGAUAAUAUCUCGGAGCGCUCUACUAGCAGAAGUGUUCGCACUAUCAGCGAUUCGGCGGCUCGCCGGCGGGUCAGCCGCUAG